This is a messenger RNA of Cylindrotheca closterium, 2277 nucleotides long. NCBI's taxonomy places the organism in Eukaryota, Bacillariophyta, Bacillariophyceae, Bacillariales, Bacillariaceae. The record is from the annotation of a GenBank genome assembly.
AUGCCAGUGUCCUACUAUGGUGAUUUAUCAGGAGAAAGCAGUGAUGAGGAAAGUAGUGACGACUCUUCUUCUUGUAACAGUAACAGUGAUGAUGGUGAAUCAUUGUCCUGUUUCUUAAAAGGUGGUGAAUCAGAUGAACGAAUAAUAACACGCAGCAAGACGACAAAAGGAACAGCAAGGCCCACCAUCAACAACAACGGCCAGCACGCAUCCAACAUCAGUGAUGAGCUGGACAACAACAACGCUCACAUCAAUAUCACUAAUAUUUGGUCCCGAUGUAUUUUGCAUUUGGACAUUGAUUGUUUCUACUGCCAAUGCGAAGAAAUUGAUCGGAACCUGCGCGCCAAUAGCGAAAUUCGUCCCUUGGCCAUUGGGCAGAAGCACAUUAUUGUCACGUCCAAUUACGAAGCACGAGCCUAUGGCGUUCAGAAAUUGCAAUUGAGGGAAAAGGCUUUGGCGGCAUGUCCUCAUUUACUCAUUGUGGAAGGCAGUGAUUUACUACGCUACAAGCGACAUUCACGCAAAGUCUACGAAGCCUUUCGGUUGGCAUUGGAAGAAAUUGCUUCCGAAACGAAUGUGGAGAUUCCCGCCAAGAAGGGAUGCAUGGACGAAAUGAUGGCCGAUCUCUCCCAAGUUGUCAAUCAAAUGCUGGAAACUGGAAACAUCCUACUAGACGACGACGACGACGACGAUGAUGAUACAAAUGAUGAUGAUGAUGAUGAUGAUGAUGAUUCGAAAUCGGGAUCAAUGAAAAAGUACUAUCAGUCAACCUUUGUCUAUGGCGAUUCGGAUGCUCCCAUAACUCUAGUGGAGGAUCAAACGGGACAGACCACCACCAUCACGUCAUCCUUUUCAUCAACAACAACUACGACAGCGCAUCGAAGAGGCCAAUCUUCUAGUCCAGAUCGCAUAUUGCCUCCAUCAAGACGAAACGUGCAUGAUCAUCAUCAUCAUCAUACUACUACUUCCAGCAACAACAGCAACAACAACAACAGCAACAUCAUGAUGGAACAACACUUGUGCAGUCAACGACUUCAUGUGGCUGGUAGACUUGUAGCCAGGGUCUGUCGGAAGAUUGCCAUAAAAACUGGCUUUUUCACCACCGGAGGCGUCUCGGUAUCACCCCUCUUGGCCAAACUGGCAUCGGAUUUGAACAAACCAAAGUCGGUCAAUCUAUUGUAUCCUUGGCGAUCGUCCCAAUUGCUGUAUUCCAUGCCUCUGCGAAAAUUGCAUGGUUUGGGAAGGAGCACCAUGAAGGCAUUGGAGCCAUGCAUGGGAACUGCUAGUUCCAAGCAGAGGUCAAAGAACAAGGACGACGGCGAUGUCAAGACGGUAUUGGAUUUGCUGCAAGUUCCCAACGAGACGAUUGCCAAAGCUUUGCAAAGUAUUCAUGCGUACCAGGAAUCCGGGUCAAAGGAGCAAUGCGACUUGCUGAUACAACGUUGUCGCGGACUCGAUGUCGGCGAGAUUGUGGACGACCAGGGAGGCUUGCCCAAGACUGUCUCGAUUGAGAAUUCCUUUCGACGCAACACUAGGAAAACGCAAAAGGCAGUGCAAACUGCAUUGGACGAUUUGCUCCACCGACUGCCAUUCUUGUUGAACGAUCGGACCUCGUGGGCGCGGGACCCUGAAAAUGCCUAUCCGACCACCAUUCGAGUCACGGUACGACUGGUCGACCAGAGUCUGUUGCACACAAGGGAUGGAACUACCAUAACGGAAGCUCAAAGGCGCAGGGGAAGACGGCCGUAUGUGACCACGAGUCGACAGUCCUCCAUGACCAAUGGCAAGACUUUGAUAUUGGAAAAGGGUAACACGGACCAACAAUCUCGAAUGCUGCGGAAAUGGGUCGAACCACUACUAGAACAGCUUCUGUCCAAGGCAACCAAGACGAAUACUAUCAAUUUGACGAGGCUAAACAUUGCACUUGCCAAUUUUCAAGAUACGGCCACCACCACGACUCCAAACAACAAGAGCUGCGUGCCCUCAUCACAAGCCUUUUUCGGUACGAAUGAAUCCUCAUCAUCCGGCACCAAACGAGCGAGUACUGGUGAAUGGGCUACUGCUACUCCAAACAAGAAUGCAAAGAUCGAGACAUUUGCACAAUCCAAAAACAGCAAUGCAAACUGGAGGACACCAAUCCCUUCUUUGUUGCCCAACGAGCUGUCUCCACCCACACUAAAGUCAAACACUUCAUCAUCAUCAAUCCCAUCCAAACACUCGUCGAACAAGAUGAAAGCAACAAGGAUCGACAAUUUCUUCUAUCGAAAGUCAAAAUGA